AACAUGUCAGCAUGCAACAAAAGCAAGUGUCUAACAGCACAGAGGGAGAGAGGAAGAGAGAGAGCGAGAGAGAGAGUGGAGAGGCAGAGGAGAGAGCAGAGGCAUUAAGCAGCUCAGAGAUCAGUGGAUGCUGACAGACGCACAGCUGCUGAUGGGAAGAGGGAGACAGAACAGACCAAAUUCUCACACUCCAAAGGAGAGGUAGAGGAGGAGAGCACAUCCACCCUCCGUGUUCAUCAUCCCAGUGAUAAGGAUGGAGGAGGAGGACGGCAGCGUUUCUGCAGCUACAGAUAGACGGUUUUCGUAAUUCAGGUCACAGAAAAUGGGAGCACAGUGUAUCCUGAAGGGAAGCUUCGGCAGGUACCUUGUGAUUUCUCCGCACUCUUGCAAUGGCUGUGAGACUCAACGAGACAACAUGAGCGCAGGAGCCGAGCAGCACAACCUUUAAGUGGACACUCGAUGUGAAGUGACCUCCCGGAACGCCUCAUUUCAAUCAACGGAUGGGAGUGUUUUGCAUGUGCUGUGUGUCUGAUUGGUCUUGCCUUGCUUUUGAUCAGAGCUCUGCUCUUACUACAACCUGGACCAGAUGGGCAAUAGGAUGUUUAAAUGGAUAGCCCACUAAGAAUCCUGGACGUACAGUAGGAACCUUGAGAGCAAUUGCUGCACACCCUGUUUUUCUAUAGCUAAGAGUAAAGGAAUGAUAAUGGUUGUCUGGACUUUACAAUGAGAAUUCGCUGACAAGCAAAGACACAAAAGACCCAGGAGAAUCAAGGACAUAUGGACUGGGAGAAGAGGGACCAUUUGCUUUCUUCACAGUCACAGUCACAAAGAAAAUAUAUGAUAUAUAUAUGCUUUUGAAAUGAACAUGAUCCUAUUUUCUGUGGAUUGUCAUAUAAACCAAAAAGACAAUAGAGAGCCAAAGUCGUGACACUUCUUCCAGGUUAGGGUUGUUACGUUUUUUUUUUCCGAUAUCUACGCCAUUCGGUACUCCCUGUCCACUCUCAUAGCUUCGGCCACUUGACAGGCUUGGGCUUGUGGAAAACGGCGUUCCUGAAAGGAAUUAUUGAAUAAGUAUUUCCAUCGUUGUCUAGACAAAUGUAGAGGAGGGUGCACAACCUACUGUUGAUCGAGGGUUUUAGGGCUUUCAAUCUGUGCCAGCCCAGUAAAGUUAGCAUCACAUACCCACCAAAAAGGACCAUGGAUUUCAAUAGGAGCCAGGACUAUGGGUCCUAUCCAACAGGGCUGCCAUAUAACACAAGCAUGGACUAUGAGGACUACUACCAGGAUCCUGACGCCAGUAAAAUCAUCAUCCCAUCCAUCUACGCUCUUGUCUGCUGCGUAGGUCUUACUGGCAAUGCCAUGGUCAUCUACGUCAUUCUGAAAUAUGCCAAAAUGAAAACAGCUACAAACAUUUACAUCCUCAACUUAGCAAUCGCUGACGAGUUGUUCAUGUUAAGUGUUCCUUUUCUGGCCACAUCGGCUGCCAUCCGCCAUUGGCCCUUUGGGUCGCUGAUGUGUAGGUUGGUGCUGAGUGUAGAUGGUAUCAAUAUGUUUACAUCAAUCUUCUGCCUGACUGUGCUGAGUGUGGACCGUUACGUAGCAGUGGUCCACCCUAUCAAGGCCGCCCGCUACCGUAGACCCACUGUAGCCAAAGUAGUCAAUGUGUGUGUAUGGGGGCUGUCACUCAUCGUCAUCCUGCCCAUCAUCAUCUUCGCAGACACUGUCCCGGCGCAAGACGGUGGUGUGGACUGUAACUUCUUGUGGCCUGAAUCGGCAUGGUCAGAAGCAUUCGUGGUCUACACCUUCCUGUUGGGGUUUCUGCUGCCGGUCGGAGCCAUCUGCUUGUGCUACUGUUUAAUGGUGGCCAGGAUGCGAGCAGUGGGGCUAAAAGCAGGCUGGCUUCAACGGCGGCGCUCGGAGAAGAAGAUCACCCGCAUGGUGCUGCUAGUCGUUGCGGUGUUCGUUCUCUGCUGGAUGCCCUUCUACAUCGUCCAGCUGAUCAGUGUUUUCCACCGGCCCCCAGACCCCAUGGUCACUCAACUUUUUGUCAUCCUCAGCUACGCCAACAGCGGCGCCAAUCCUAUCCUGUACGGCUUUGUGUCCGACAAUUUCCGGCGUUCAUUCCAGCGCAUUGUGUGUUUCCGGUGGCUGGAGUCUGGGCUGGAUGGGGAACAGGUGGAUUACUGUGCUGUAGCUUUGAAGAGACAAGCAACAUGUAACCCUCUGGAUUUCCCCAAGGACUGUAUGGCUUCUGAUAUGGUGUUUCGCAAUGGGACAUAUACCUCCCGUACAACCACAGUGUAACCAGAACCAGGCUAAACAGGUAGCCACGACCUAAAGAGGAGUAUUUCCACCUGUAGGGGGCAUACAGGGGAUAUUGAAAUUUUAUUUUUAUUCAUAUAUGUUAUAAAAACUAAACUACAUAUGUUUCAAAUAUAUCAUCAUUUCUAUGUAAUAUCCCCCAGAGUGGCCCAUACAAAAAUGGACUUGACAACAUGUAAACUCCUUAAUGAUAAGGGUCAUGAGAAUUUUAGGACAUGGGCCACAAAGUUGAGAAACUCUGAAGGGCAACUAAUGGAUGAGCGGAAAACGUACAAUUCCGCUGGUUGACAUAUUGAGAGAAAAACUGACAAUGAAAAUGAUGUAUAUAACUGUCAGGAUCCCACGAUUUUUUUUCUGUUUUCAAGUGGGCAAGGAUGUAAAGCACAGGUGAAUGUAAGCACAAAAUGGUAAUGCUCAUUAACAUUUUGAUUCUGUUGCAUUACUUAUAGCCAGCCCAAGGCAUAAGAUGCUGCUUAGGUACCCCAUAAAUUAAUUACAAAUUUGAAAUCCCGUGUUCAUUUGUUAUAAUGUAAUUGUUUAUUUACAGAUACACUCCAGUAAAGUAGCCAAUGGCACCCUCACAGUCAUGAAUUAUACGGUUCACAGAUGUGUUUCAUCAAUUAAAAUGGAAAUUUAUUUUGGUCUGUAAGUAAUUAAAUAAACUAUUAGGCAAAAAAACAAAACAAUUCCCAAAUAAAAAAAGACAAUACAACAACAGAGUCAUGUCAUACUCACUAUUCUGCAGCUCAUAGUUGUUGUUUUUUUAAACACAAUACUGUUUUCAUUCACUAAUUAUUUCUAAUUACGUCUACUCUACUUUUUCAUCUGUUAAGUUACAGUCAAUGAAACUCAACACUGCAGAUGUUUCAAAUUAAAAGCCUGCACUAUUAACCAUGCCAACAUGCCAUUCUGAUCAUACAUUUUCAUAUUAGUUUAACAAAUUAUUAUCAUCUUAACUUUUUUUUUUUAACAUAGGUUGUCAUUAUUAUUGUCACAUUAUUUUCAACCUUACACAUUCUCAAGUCAUAUUGGUUUUCACCCAUUUUUAACAACUUUUGGAUACUUUCAGGUUCAGAAUUAUUUUAACUGUAAUUGUGCUAUUUUAAAAUGUAAAAAAUGAAUUCAAAAGCCUUUAAUUUAAUAACCAGUGAUUUUCUUUAUACUUCUUAUGGCUCUCUUUUGAAGUAUUCUUACAGUUUUGCAGUAGACAGAGGAUUUAUAUGUAGUUUCCAGCACGAUUUAUUAUUUGUUGUAAUUUUCCAAAAUGUAAUUAAAUCCACCCUUUCAAUUUUAACAUCAUUUAUCAUAAGUCUGCUUUGUGAAAUUUGAUAUAUGAUUACCAACAAUUAUAAAUUCAGACGUAGUUAAAAUCAAACAUUAAACAUUUCAGUUUAUUUUCCACAGUAUCCAAAAGUUGUUUAAAAUUCUUACCAUGACAAAAUAAAUGUAUAUAAUUU
Messenger RNA from Sebastes umbrosus (honeycomb rockfish), 3779 nucleotides. RefSeq names its product somatostatin receptor 1b (gene sstr1b). Gene Ontology annotation, molecular function: neuropeptide binding; somatostatin receptor activity. Lineage: Eukaryota; Metazoa; Chordata; Actinopteri; Perciformes; Sebastidae. The transcript is spliced from 2 exons. Gene Ontology annotation, cellular component: neuron projection; membrane. The record is from RefSeq and is a predicted model, not a curated record. Bases 1198 to 2304 code for a protein of 368 amino acids. Gene Ontology annotation, biological process: cellular response to glucocorticoid stimulus; neuropeptide signaling pathway.